AUGGUUCGUGAGACAGGUGCGCGGGAGGGGGUCCCCCAGGCCCUGCUCCAGCAUGCGCGUGUCCGCCGCCCGCGAGACGAGGGGGAGGCUUUGGCCAGGCUCCUGCAGGAGCACUGCGAGAAGGAGGAGGUGGAGGAGGGUCCCUCCGAGCUCCGGUCCUCUCUAAGGAGGCGGUCUUCCGUCGGCAAGAGCAGGUCCGUCCGAUUUGCGGAUGCCGAGACCGAAGAUGCGCUUCAGAGGCUCCUUCGCCACACCCAGGAGUCCAAGCCGGCGGGCACCGAAAGGGCGGAGGAUCAGAACAAGAAGUCAUGGAAGAUCUCCGACGAUGACUUCCGGGCCUUUGUGCUAUCCCUUGCGCAGGAGGAUCCAGCUCCGAAGCCCCCGGUGCUCGCUGCCUCAGCAUCCGCGCCCGUGUUGCGCGGCCGCGCGGGCCCAGCGGGCCCAGCGGGAGCCCUGAAGGACCCGAGGAUCAACGUCCACAUCUACUUCGUGGACUCACAGGAUGUCAUGACGUUGCGCGUCUCACCUGAUCUUCGGGUUGGCCCGGCACAGCCUCCCAAAGGAAACCGCUUCACUGACAUAUAUGGCCUGGGUGCGAACACAAAGGGCUUUGCGGAGUUCAAGAAGUUCGAUUACCAGCGGCGGCAGUGGCUUGGUGGCUUCCGCAAGGACUGGGUCCCAGCCUGGUCCGAGUCUCUCAAGGGCAUUGUCCAUGACUUGACCGGCAUGGACGUAGCCAGGCAGCGCUUCUUCUGGAAGAAUGUGCCGAUGACCAACGACAACCUCACGCUUCGAUCAUGGGGCGUCAAAGAUGGGGAUGGUGUGCAGCUGCGCUUCCAGCAGAAGAUUUCACCGCAGCAGCUGGCGAUGAUGCGGAAGGCUUGCCAAGCAGCCACGGCAUCCGCUGGUGAUGUGGAAAGGUCGAUCGCCUCGAUGAUGGACCCCUCGCUGCCUGUCAAGGCUGAGAUGGAGUCGUCGACGGCCUCCGACUUCUUCAAGCCCCGGAGGCAGGAGGAAGCACCAUCCUCGAAGGCCGCCCAGAAGCAGAGCAAGCGCGAGCAAGAGCGAAUGGCGCUGAAGGAGGAGGCGACAACCGCACAUCUUCGAAACAGCAGGCAUCUCAAGCGCUGUACGUCGAAAGGGGAUGUCUGGAUGAUGCCCCGGUGGAUCUCGCAGCAGAACUCGGGGCACUUCUCGCCCACGGGAAACCCCAAGACCACGGUGCUGAACCGGGAGCCGGAGAAGUUUGCCGAAAAGAGCAUCUAUCUGUCCGAUGCGUACCGCGCGGAUGUGAGGCGCGUUCGCCAGUCGGUGACGGGCAAUCCGCUCUACACCAAGUCGAACAGCUGA
Symbiodinium natans is the source of this 1350-nucleotide messenger RNA. The record is from the annotation of a GenBank genome assembly. Lineage: Eukaryota; Dinophyceae; Suessiales; Symbiodiniaceae.